CUUCUUCUGCAUCUGCCAUAAAAUAAGGCAAAGGAAUAAAGUUGGGUUAACUUGUGAAUUUGUUGUGUGAAUUUCAACAAUGUUAUUGUAUCGCAAUUGGUUAUUAAUAUAAAUACAUAAUAAUUAAUGGUUUGUUCUGGAAUGCCCCCAUAUUUUAUGUUUUUUUAGUUUCUGAGGUUACUUGAUCUAUGAAGUAUGGAGACUGAGGAUGAUAUGAUUGUUUUGGUUGUUGUCGACGAUGAUGACGAGAAGGCGAAGAGUUCCGAAAACCAUUCGGUUUCUGAGCCUUCCAUAUCUAGCGUUGAAGUAGAUAAUAUAAUUGAGACAGCGCAGAAACAUGGCCAGUAUAUUGAAGUUAAGCAAGAACCCAUAGAUGAAUACCAAUACGAUUAUCUUGAGGAAGAUUUCAAAACUGAGGUAAAAGAGGAACCAAUAACUGCAGAAUAUGACAACGAUGAUGAGGAUUACACUGUCCCAGACGAAAGUUCACCGCACCAAAAAUAUGAUAAACAUCGGUUCUCAAUGCUGAAGCCGUGGCAACAGCAGUCAUUCGUCGCUGAGUUGAGAGAGAAUUACGAGGAAUUGCAAGAUGAUGAAGAGUUACUGGUCUAUACUUUAGGAAAGAUUAUGAAGUCGGUGAAACCACCGUCGCCACCGAAUGACUACUUUAUUAUAAAUGAGACUAUGUUUGAGUGUGUAUAUUGUGCGUAUAUGUCAGACACGGUGCCGGCAGCCGGGCGGCAUUACCAGGAGAAGCAUGGCCCGCGGUACCUAGUGUGUUAUGCUUGUGGUGUGGAUUUUAGGAGCACAACAAAUCUGUACAAGCAUGAGAAGCGUUGCAUCGCUCCGGACGCGGAGAUAGUGCUGCGAGCUCGCGCCAUCUUCCUCGGCCGGAAGGGACGCAGCCGACCCUUCCUAACCAAGAACAAGUUCUACGGCAAUAAGGAUGAUGCACCUCGGAAGACUUUUCCCUGCACCCUGUGUCCAGCAGUGUUUAUAACGAAGAGUAACUUGGAGUCACACGAGAACUUGCACCGAGGAGAGAGACCGUUCCGCUGCCAUGUGUGCCCUUGUGCUUAUACUUCUUAUUCAGCUUUGUCGCGUCAUACGAAAAAACAUUCGAAUGUGCAAUUCACUUGUGACCACUGCGGCAGAUCGUUCAAAAUUAAAGCUGCUUUAGUCGCUCAUAUGGAUACACACAAACCUUAUCGUAAACACGGCUGUGAGGAAUGCAAUCGUCGCUUCGCCCAGAAAUCAGCUCUAAUGCUACACGUCAACAAAGUACAUAGAAACCUGCCUCCGCCCUGUGCCUGUCAAAUAUGUCCUAAAAGGUACCCGCGCAUGUCGUUACUGAAGGCACACAUGAAGAGAGCGCAUGGCAUGACCAUCAUCACGAGGAAGAUGUUCUUCAAAACCCUACCAACUAUGUCAGAGUUAGAAGUACAGCAAUCUAAAGUCAUACUGAAAUACGAAGAAAACCCAAUGACUAGCUUACCUAAGACUGAACAAUUUACUGACGAAGAAAAUAACGAAGUAAAUUACGAAGAAUUUAAUGGAGAAGAUUAUAUUAAUGACGCGGAAAAUACUGAGCAAAUGUCGAUGGAAGAAUUCAUGCAAUACGUCAGUCAGAACGGACAAGAUUCAGGAGCGAAAAUAGUGUAUAUUCAGAACGGUGAAGUUCUUCAAAAGGACAGUGAUAGUAGUGAAAAUAAUAUUAUAAUACGAGUAGAACGUUCGAAUAAUGAUGAGAGUUUAGAAAAUUCUUUUAUAGCACCUAAAAUUGAACCAGACAUAGGGAUUCCGUGAGUAUUUUUUUAUAUUGGAAUAAUUUUUGGAACUUAUUUGAUAUUAUUAGUUCACAAUGCAAACGGCCGGCAUUA
Molecule: messenger RNA, 1880 nt
Organism: Helicoverpa armigera (cotton bollworm)
Lineage: Eukaryota; Metazoa; Arthropoda; Insecta; Lepidoptera; Noctuidae
Product: oocyte zinc finger protein XlCOF6
Exons: 10
Coding region: 196-1806 (536 amino acids)
Source: RefSeq, a predicted model, not a curated record